UGCCCGGGAAGAGACCUCCCGGCCAGCCUCAGUCUCCGGGAUGCUGGGGGCGGCGAUCGUGAUUCUACCCCCAUUCUCGUGGCGCUCCGAUAACACGGUUCAACUGAUUGCAGCGCGGUCCCGCUUGCUCCUCGCCAACCACUCGAAUUAGCCCCUCGGUCUCUCGUCUCGCUCUUCACGCUCGCACGGUUUCUCGCGCGCGCGAGUAGAGAACCCGGGCUCGUUGUCUCUCCCUUGAACGGGUCCACCCUCUGUUGGCGCUGCCGCCACCGCUGCGUCCGUCCAUCCUUCCUGUCUCUCUUCCUCUCGUUCUCGCUCUCUCUUCCUCUCUCAUUCUUUGCCUCUUUCUCUCUCUCGUUCUCUCUCCAGAGAUACCAAUCCGCCUUCCGUCCCUUCUCCGCGUCCACGCUUCACACCCUUUUCCGUCGAAGCCGGGACGCAGUCACCGCGAGAGCUUCAGCCAACCGCCUCUGGCAGGAACUCGUGAGACGAGACGAAAUCCACGAUGGUGGGUGGUGGUGACUGUAAGGUCGCCACCGUGGAGGUGGAGGCGGCCCCGGCUGGUGACAACACCGCGACACUUCCGGUCACCAGGCCGCUGAAUCCACAAAACUCGUCGCCGAAUGCACAGGACAAUGCGGAGAAGAACAACGCCGCGAACAAAGAAGUGGAGCUGAAGAGCGUGCGAUCGUGCCCGAUAAAAAAAACAUCUCUCUUCAUCAUUAUGAGCUUUAUCUAUGCGAAGCUGCUCGUAGUCGUAUGCAUCGCCUACGUGAUAAGCGAAGUGGUAACGCACAAGCUGCCAUUGUACUACUACGAGGGAUUCUUCACGUACCUGUACGGCAUGAGUAUCUUGUUCCUGUUGUACGUCUUCUGCUUCCUGCUUCAAGAAAGCGCCUGCUGUGCGAGAGGAAGUGACACGCCACCGCCACCACCGAGGCCUCCCAAGACUGGCUGGACUGCUAAAGAACCUAAGGACAAGAGCAAGAAGAAGGAUAAGAAGGAGAAGGAAAAGGAAAAGCAAUCGAAAACCAAAAAGGAACCUCCUCCUCCUCCUCAGGAUACGACCGAUGUUGAAGCUGGCGUAGCCACACGAGCGUUACGAAAGCGGAAGACUUCGCAAAAUGAUCAUAGCCAUGGAAGUUUCUUCCUCCGAAUUGGCGCGAUUGCUUUUGGACUGGGUACUAUGGUAUACAACGGUUUGGAGUUUGGUGCAUUCUUCGAGGUGCCGCCUACAUCACCCUGCUAUCAGAUAUUACAGGGCGUCAACCCAGUACUGCAAAUGAUCUUCACCUUUAUGCAAAUGUACUUCAUCUUUAUGAAUUCUCGACUGAACAUCCAUCGCUUCAAAGUCAUCGCCCGCUUCGGUCUGAUGCACGUGGUCGCGACGAAUCUCUGCGUAUGGAUACGCACGCUGGUUCUCGAGAGCCUCAAGGAGAUCACUCAGUAUCACAAAAAACUAGGCCAGGUUCAGGCUGGGAUUCUCGAGAGCAUUAAACAGCACUCGAUGCGAAAUGCCGGAGCCAUAUUGGGUACCGAGCCGCGCGACAUGGCACAAUUACGAGAGGCCCCUCUUACGGCCUCUUCGAGGUCGACGACCGUCGCAACGACCACCAGCACAGCUGUGACUGCUUUGGGCCGCGUGAUGACAACAACGGCGAGAUCGAUCGCGGAUGCGUUCACCUCUACGCCAAAUCCUGUAUCUACGACCUGGACGACCCCAUCGACCACGACACCAUCAACCACUAUCUCCGUGCUGCCCAAUCUGACAUCUAGCACGGCCACGACCUUGUCUACUCUUCUAACUACGUUCACGCCAUCGACUACCAGCACUACUACUACUACUACUGAGAGGAUCACCACUAUCCCGACUACAACGAGCACCACAACCACCACACCAUCUACCACCACGUACUGGUCGCAAAUCAUGGAACUGAUGAACACGCCGCAAGCUGACAUGGACAACCAGGUACCGCAGAUCUUUGAUGUAAGCAACCUGACAAACAGCAGCGAGUAUUGGACUCCGAAUUUGGGGAUUUACGCGGAGGCGCUGACGGAGGACGGCACAGUAUCGAACUCGUGCGGACGUGUCAAUAUCAUGGGAACUAUCGUACAGGACGCGGCACCGUAUCUGUUCCCGUUCAUAAUCGAGUACAGCCUGAUCGGAGCAGCAGUCAUCUACGUCAUGUGGAAGCACAUUGGCCGGCAUCCGCGUUGGCCUCAUCAGAGCGAGACGGAUCUUGAACGUUGCUUGGAAGCUAUACUGUCUCGAAGGGCCGUGGCUCUUGCACAUGCAGGUCACGGCAGGGUUGAUUGCGUAGGAGCGAGCAAGGGUCUCUUCUUCGGUCUGCUGCUACUGGUUGGCUCCCUGAUAUGUCUGAUCCUCUUCUUCGUGCUUAUCCACCACCCGGAGCUCGGCUUGCUCGCGAUUUAUCUCGCCGACGUGUCCCAUUGCGUCUUAAUGGCGUUAUCUAUCGUCGCCAUAAUCGUCGGCUUCAUCCGCGUGCAAGGCCUCAGGUUCAAGGCUGAGGAGCAGAGCGACCUCAACGACAUCCUCCUGCGCGUCUCCGCUUUCGGUCUCUUUGUCUACGCCGUCUUCAGCGUGAUCGCCGGCUCGCUCGCGGCCUUCAAGCACGAACCAAACUUGCUGGUGAUGGUGACGGGAUUGCUCUCGGUCGCCCAGGUGGUUCUUCAGAUGCUCUUCAUCUCCGACGUGUCACGUAGGCGAGUUUAUCUACCGGAGCAUGACCGCAGCAAGCCCGGCAGGCAGGUUGUCACUUUCUUACUCAUCUGCAACGUAACCAUGUGGGUGAUCUACACCUUCGAGACCCAGAAGGUCAUCGCUAAUCCGGUGCAGCUCGACUUCUACGGUUUCCUGGCCUGGGCCAUCGUGCAGAGGGUCACUCUGCCGCUAUGCAUCUUCCACAGGUUCCACAGCGCUGUCACGCUCGCCGAGAUCUGGAAGACCAGUUAUAAAGCGCGUCUGGAAUAGACGAAAGGAGGUCUCGUUAUGGUCAAUCGUCCGGAAUGAUCGUCGGUUGGAAGGAAAGAGUGCGCACGAACAGGUCAGGAUGUCGUCAGUCGACGACCAUGAUCAGAUAUUUCGUGUUUCAUCGUUGAUUUCGAGUUUCGAAGGAGCGCAAGAAUGGCUGAUGAGGCGAGCAGCGAUUGAAGAAGAUUGAAGAAGAGAUCGGCGGAUGGGAAAAACUGAAGAACGACGGAUUAAUCGGAAUAAUCAAACGUACAGCGUAUUCAAUACGCCCCUGUUACACGACCAGACCUUCAGAUGAUACUCGUUGAUAAUUUGUUGAAAAAUCCAAGAAGGAUUGAAGAAAAAGUUGGAAGUGGAGAUUUGUCUCAUUGACAAAUCUCUUGUCGACAUCUGAAGAGAUCGUUUCAGUGAUUACGAUCAAGGUCGAUCUGACAUCCUCGUGGAGGAGCUUUCGUGUAAAGUGGAGCCAGACAUGAUCGUGUCGAUCCGUGAACUAUCUUUUUCUGCCUCCGUUUACAUGUAUAUUGCAUUUAUUGUUUAUUCUUUUCUUUGUUUUUUACGUUGUCUUAGCAUUGGUCUAUAGAGACGAGACGAGGAGAGAGGAUGGAUCAAUGACGAUCUGGACGAUCGACGAUCUCAUCGGUGAUCGGACAGGCUUUUGCCGAUUUCGCUCGGCGCAAACGAAGCACAAAACAACAAAGAUAUUAGCAUUUCACCAAGUACGACGCAUUUCCCUUCACCGCGUGUCUCACCUUACACGAUCUCUAUAUACUGCCGCCAAAUUUUCUACUUUUAUAUGUAUACAUUAUAUGUACCGUAUAUGUACCCUCGCCCCAUAUUGUGCAUCAGGAGCAUUGUAGACGAUUCGGUUCACUCACGAGGAUUUAGAUUGUCCGAUAUUGCCCGGCAAUUUUCUUAUUUUACUCAUUAUACGGAAUAUAUAAUAUAUUGGAUCGCGCUGUGAUACACUUUUGUGAAAACUUGAGUCGGCGUUAGCGACGAGUCUCUUUCUAUUCGUAACAUUAACUAAAUAUUUCAUAUUUUUAUAAGUCAUCGAUAUUUAGCGCAGACGUGAUUUUAGCUUCUAUGUUUAUCGCGUUUGGUUCGCGCUCUCUGCUGCAUCUUACGAGACGCAUUAAUUGCUUCGAAAACCAGAAUUCGUCGUAUUAAAUGAUCAGCUGGCCGUUCGAAGCGAAUGCGAUUUCGUUUUCGCGGUCGGCGCAAGUUUAUCGAGAUAAUUUCGCAUAAUUGCUAAAACGGUGAAUGGAAUCCUCAAAUCCAUUCUCACGACACGUAAUGCAGUCGCGACUAGGACGAACGAGACGAUCGUGAUUGCACCUCUCGCGAUCGAGGUCUGGCGAAAUCUCGAGAGACUCGGCGCAGAACAGGGUAAUUUCGCAGUGCUGUUUUUCGCUCGACGCAGGCAAAUCGAGCGACGUCUCAGUCUCGCGACAGGUCCCUUUAUUCUCGAGUGACUUCAGCCGAGACACGAAUGUCUCCUCGCGCCGUUCAUGAGCGCGCAAUUAACGAGAGAUCCGUCCCUUCAAAAGGGACACGCACUCGAACGAUCUCCACCGUUGUUUCACGUUGCGUGCCGCGGAGUACAAAAUUGUUUUUGAAGAUUUUCGAAUCUUUUUAUCGACACUUUUCGGAUAUUCGCGCUCCUCGUGCGAACGCGCUUCACAUCUUUGUCGCAUCUUCAUCGCGAGCAGCUGGCACGAAGCACGCACAAUUCGAAACGUCAUUGAACGGAAACGGUGAGGAAGAGAGGAAGGCUGCGUUCCGAGCCAACACGAGCGACUUGUAGGUACAGGGACGGCAUUUCUGUUUCGGAUUCGCCGAGUACGCUGAACGGCAUGCACCCGAGACUUCUCGCAAAUGUAAGCGGAAAUUACGCGCUACGAUGCAGAUUGUGUGACUAAGGCGUGGAUGCAUGGAGCAGUGGAAAUCAUGUCAGGGAUGACUUCGCAUCGAAGAGGCUUAUUUGCAACGGAAAGCGACUCGUACGUGUUUGUUCUUUCAACUACGCGCGGUCUGGCGGUUUGAACGCCGGUGCUUUCCAUUGCGAAUGGCUUAAUUCUUUGAGGGGCGACGGUGCAGCUUGUGUACAACUUUCACGAUUAGAUACGUAUAAGAUAUGUAAAUGCAGGUGCCACCACUUUUCGUGCGUUUCUAUGUUGGUGCGAUGUGGUUUGAUUUGUGAACUACAGUGCCUAAGUUCCGCACUCUAGCGUACUGUUUCCUCUUUCGAAGGGCCUGCACAAGAAAAGCAAAUGAAUACGCUGAUUUUCUCAGCCCCUGAAAGAGUUAAGGGAGGGAGAGUUUGGAGAUAGAAAAAAAACGAAGACUAUAAUUGGUACACGCGAAUAGAGGAGCUCGCACUACUCACGAAAUAUAAGAGAUAAUUAUUACUAUCAUUAUUGAUUAGUAUUUAAGCUUAUCUCGAAGAGAUAUCUCGAUCUUUCGCAUUUACUACGCUAUUGAUAUCGUACGUAGGUCGUUGAGAAAGAAAAAAACGUUCAUCGUAUAGAGAAUAUACUUUGUGAAUUCCUCCAUUUAAUCCUUGUGAAAAUAUUCCCUCCUUUGGAAAACAAGUCACACAUUCAACAUUGAAUUUUAUUCAAUAAAAUUUAUCGAUCGUUAUAAAUUUUAUUAAAUAGACUUCCUCACAAAGGGAAAACAAUGAUGCACUUGAAAGAUACACUUGAAAUCCUGACGAAAAUCGCAGUUACACACCAGUCAACGUAUUUAGCUUUCGAGUCUAAAUAUUUUAAUUAUUAGAAAUAAUAUAAAUAGUAAUAUAAGAGCAAGAGGGAUGCGCAAGGCGCAGGAGGAAUGUUGUUGCACCGGAAGCUUACCGAAAAGCAACCGUUAAAAUUAAUUAAAACGAUCGAUUAUACAUAAUUAUAAUCCAAGAACGACAUUACAAUACGAGAUAUAAAAAUAUAUAUAUAGAUAUAAAUAUAAAUAAAUAUAUAUAUAUAUUAUGGAGACUUGUACUAAUAUCAAUGUGUGCAACUGUAGAUGAAGUGCAAUGUGUAAAUAACGAUAAUCGUUCUUCGUCAAUAAAUUAUUGUCUAGCAGAGUGUCUGUGAAAGAAUGUAAUAUCAUCAGCACAGCGAUGCAAAUUUUUCCUUCGCGCGCGGAUAGAAUUUUAAUUUCUCGACUGUCAAUCUACGAUUGCAUCAUGUCACCACGAAAUGUAUAAGCUGAUAUUUCCAAGAUUGCUUGUAUGACGUUGCACCCACACGUAAAGUAUGUAAUGUAUAAACACAUAUAACGUAUAUAUAUAUAUAUAUAUUUUAACGUAGAAAGAAAAACAAUAUAUAUAUAUAUAUAUAUCAAUAGAAAAAUUAUAUGUACGAACUUCUAUGAAUCAAAACAGUAAUCAUGCAUUUCACUUUUCUCAUAAGAGAUUUCCAUCGAAAGUAGGUAAAUCAGCUUAUAUACAUAAAAACCUAUUAAGUCAUUUAGAGAGAAAUUUACUUCUUACGACAAACUGUGAAAAAAGAGAAUUUUCUCACAGCGAAGGAAUCUUUUCACCGACACUCUGCGCGAUCACCAAUUUGAUCGCAAUCACGGACAGAAGAAAUAAAAUCACGAUGACAUAGCAAGAGCUCAGCGAGAGUUAAAUUAAAUCAACAAGGCACUGCCACACCGGACCAACAAAGCCGAAACGAAUGAUAGAAGGGAUUCGGAGAGGGGAAAAAAAGAGAAAGAAAGAGAAACACGCAAAAGAGAAAAGAGAACCAAUAAUCCUUUAUCGAUUUCCCAUAAAGAGAAGCUAAAUAAAGAGAAGAUAUAUAUGAAGUCAAAGAACCUUCCACGUUUAAUUCGAAUGCGAACGAGUGCGUAGUUCCGAUGUACGUGUGCGUGAUGUGAGAGUGACAGAAGAGAAAAAGGAAGCGAACGACAAGAAAGAUAGACGGAGGGAAAAGAGAGCGAGACAGUGCGGAUCGUUCUUCUUCGGCGAACAACGUCUUUGUAUACUCUACCCAUGUUGUAAGGAGAAAAGCCACGAUUCUUGUAUAUGUACAUCAAUAUCUCGAUAGUAGCCGUAAGCCUAACUAAUGAGUCGCGAAUUUGCACUGGGGCCAACAGCCUGAACGCAGCGGAGAUUCCAAGGGUUCAAUCGCAAAGCGAUUGUGCGCUUGUAUUUAUUCAUUUAUUUAUUUUUCGUUCAUUUGAGUCCGCAGAAAUCAUUCGUGCGAAUUUAUUGCGAGCAUCAGCCUAUUUAUUGCAUUAGUUUUCAUUCACAUAGUUGAUAUUUAUUGUACGCAUAAUUGUGGCAGUAUUAUAAAUCCGGUUUUGUAGAAAUGAUUCAAUUGCAAACGCAGCGGCCGAUUGGCGACUGUGAUUGGCGUAAUUCUCUUGCGACAACUGCAUUGAUUUAUAGAAUUGCGUUUUGAGAUUCCUGAGUUAAUGACACGUUCGCGGCAACUUCGCAGCUCCGAGUUGCGAGUUCUGCAAGAAACGAGCGAGAAAAAAAAAGACGGCGAGGAUUUGCAUAUGCAUACGCGCCGGAAGCAAAUCCGCGACGCAUUAUUAUUUAACAUAAUGUAGUGAGUUUUCGAUGUCUUCGAGUAUAAUUACAGUUUGUACACGUAUACACAUAAUUGUACACAGACAGACAUACACGUACAUGCUAGCACAAGUGACAUCACUCACGGAUCUCCCGGAGACACACUGUAUCGAAGAGGAAGCGAGGACAAAGGCAGGCACAGAACGGAAGAAGUUAACAUUUCGUCAGAAAGAAGGCGAUAAUGGCAGGCAGGACACAAGAAAAAAAAAUAAAAGUAUAAAUUACGUGUUAUGGUGUAAGCAGUUCUUCGAAUGUCGAGUAGCGACGAUACGUCUGUAAAUUCGUGAAUUCGCUCAUUCAUCGAUUCCUAUUUUCAUUGUAUACCGUUAACAAAACCAGUUUCAUUGUAACCCGAGUUGCAUUGGCACAGUCGUUGCCGCAUCAUUUGUAACGAUACACGAUUAUAUUGGUUAAUAAAAGUUAUCUAGACGUAUA
Messenger RNA from Ooceraea biroi (clonal raider ant), 8009 nucleotides. It is a transcript of the gene OtopLa, whose product is annotated as proton channel otopetrin-like a. The record is from RefSeq and is a predicted model, not a curated record. Gene Ontology annotation, cellular component: membrane. Lineage: Eukaryota; Metazoa; Arthropoda; Insecta; Hymenoptera; Formicidae. Gene Ontology annotation, molecular function: proton channel activity. Gene Ontology annotation, biological process: proton transmembrane transport.